AUGGACGAAACUGUAAUAUUUCCGUCGCCAAAUUGGUUCCAAGUAUCUGUAAUAGCGAUUUCUCAUGAUGGAUGGCUUAUUUAUGGCGGGCCCAUAAAAAGCCUUUGUAUCUUGGAGCCGUUACAUUCUGAAGACGAUGGAGUUUUCAAACACAAUCAAUCUUAUAGAGCUCAUGUGGUGAAUAAAGCACAUUUAGAAAAGAUCACAAGUGUGGACAUUUCAAAGGAAUGGCCAGAAAAGAAAUUAGUCUUAACUGGGAGUGCUGAUGGGUCUGUAAAGCAGUGGAACUUAGAAAAUUUUAAGAACUCCUAUAGAGUUAAAUCUACCCUCAGUCACGAAAUUCAUUAUAAUGAUAAAGAGGAUAUAGCCGGUCUAGGUUAUAGUACCGAUGUGUUUGCUAUCACAGUGGGAGGCUUCGGUAACAUAGUCAAAUGGGAUUUGAAAUCCAAUGUUGUUAAGACUUAUAAUCAAUUUUUAAAGAGCUUCAAGCCGACAUGUGUUGCGUGUUCACAGCACAUACCAUUAAAUGUUGCCGUCGGAACAAAACAGGGUGUUGUGUUUGUUUUAGAUUUAAAUGGGAAUGGCAAAAUUGUUUUUAAGGUAAGGGGUCAGGAUGAUGAGAUAAUCAACUUGUCAUGGUGUCCACAAUAUGAAGUGAUACUUAAAAAGACCCUUAAAGAAUCACAAAAUCGUAUACAUCUAGAAAGUAAAUUAGAUAAAUUGAAAUUGAAGGAUGAUGAAGAUGAUUUAAAUAAUUCAGGAAUAUUAAAGAACCUUCCAGAAGACAGCUUCGAUGAAACCAUUGCGCAAGAAGAUGAUAUGUUUGAUAUAUACAAAGAUCAUGAAGCAGAUGAAUUUGGUCAUAAAAAGUUUCAACCAACCGAUAUCAUAGUCAAGAUGAAAAAAGAAACACCUCCCAGUGACUUCUUGGCUGACUGUUUGAAACUUAAGGAGGAAAUUAUAAAUAAAAAAAAUGUUCAGGAAUCUUCAAUAGCAAGCCUAGUUGAUGCAUUGGAUAAGACGCACGUUGAAAGUAAUGAUUCCGGGGAAAAUAAAACAAAUGUUCAUGAAAUACAAACCAAUGAGAAUGAAUUGAAUAAAACAGAAAAUGCAGCUGAAGUUAUAGAAGAAACACAAUCUAAUAAUGUAGAAGAAUCUAGUUCUCAUUUGCACAAACAUCUUUUAGCUACAAUCGGAAAAUAUGGGGGCGUAAGGCUAUGGUCAAAAUCAGGAAAACUUGUAGGAUCUUGCGUUGUACCAAACGCUGUGAACAAAAAUCACAGAAGUAAAGGUCCCAUAGCAACAACAUUAUUAUGGUACAAGCCUGAUGUAUUGCUCAUUGCUGAUGGAAAAAGUCAAUUGCUUGAGUGCAAUCCUAUGAAGAUAGAUUGUAGGAAGAAACUGGAUUGGCAGAUAGUCCACUCGUUACACAAACGUGGUUUAUAUGCUAUCGCAACUAAUGCGCCUCGUGUGCAAACAGAAAAUUCGAACGGUUCAGAUAAUUGGCUAGUUUGGACGAUCGCGCAAGAUCGUAACAUCGUUUGUUAUUCUAUGGAAAGAAAGGAAAAGAUAUCCGUACACAACACCUUUGGGGGUUUUGUGUACUCUAUACAAAAUUGUCCUUACGAUGCUAAAAAGCUAGCAAUAGGCGUAGCUGAUGGCGCUGUACGUGUUUGGCACACGGAUACACUUGUAGAAGAUGAAAGCAAAUUGUCUACCGGUCAUGUGACUUCAUACUGGCAGAACGUUCAAGGCAAGGUGUUGACAAUUGCAUGGCAUCCCACAAAAGAAAAUUUACUUGCCUUUGGUACCGCUGAAGCUAGGGUGGGUUUGAUUGAUACAAGUGGUAAGACAGAGCGUCCGGCCAAAACAUUACUUCCAGUAUUACAAGGAGGAGUGUAUUCUUUGUGUUGGGGACCAAAUGAUCAACUUUACGCCUGCGGUGGAGGAAAACUUGUUGUAUAUAAUACAGAUGCCAUUGAUAAAGAUCCGAUGCCAAUAAAAAUCGAGUUUGAAGGAAAGCAAUGGGAAUUGAGUUCAGUAUUGUCUCAUGCCCGAGGCCUAGUGAUUGGUGGAGUUAAUGGAGGUUUGGCUGUGUUAGAUCCUGACACAAACGAACUCAUCACUGCUUCUUUUAUAUUCGGCAAAAUGAUAUACACUAUAGAAUGGCACCCACAACAGACAUCUGCAUCCAGCGAGGAUUCUAUGUAUAAAGAUUUAAUAGCUGUUUCAUCUCAUGAUAAGUCAUGCAGUAUUAUAAUCGUGGAGUACAAUGACAAAGGAGACGGUCCUAAAAUAAAGUUGUGGAAAACUUUGUCUGGUCACAAGGCAACAGUUCUACAACUAUCUUGGAACCCACACAAUGAUGUACAGCUAUUGUCAACCUCACAUGAUACUACAGUUAGAAUCUGGGAUAUAUCAUCUGGUGUAUGUACUCAUAUAUUCGGAGGUCAUUCCCAAGCCUCGCUCAGUGCCUGUUGGAGUCCAUUUCCAUCACUUUCAACAACAGUAAUGUCUAGUGGGUCAGAUUGUUGUUUGAGAUUGUGGAACAUGGACAGACAUACAGCAGAUCUUUAUACUGAAAUACAUCGUGAAGUGGCUCCGCGGGCCCAGAAAAAGAAUAAGACUGAAAAGGCUGAAAUUCAAGAAAUAGAAAAAGGUGAUGAACAAGUGGCUACCACCUUUGAUAGUAAAACAUCAACUAAAGCACCGAAGAAAUUCCUCUUACCUGUAAUAAGUAAACAAAUAUCGCCAUGCACUGUGUACAGUGUAAGACAAAUGGUAGUCAAAUAUCAAAAUAACACCAACAAAAAGGCGGGUAACGGCCAACAUGAACCAAAGGAAAUCGACGAAGGUAACAAGGGAGAGGAAAAAAUUGUUGAAUUUACAAAGAUCUUCGGCACAACGAAUGAUUUGAACGAAGUCUUGGACAUGGAAAUGGCUCGUCACUCAACAUGUAACCGUUGGGAGUCGUGUGUUAUACUGGACGUGCUCCGCGGUCAGAUGUCCGAUAUGAUGACGUCAGCGGCCGCCCGCGGGCAGCUCUGCCCGUUCAUAGUGAGCCUCGCGCCCACCGUCUCUCACAAAUUUUGGAAAGAUGCAACUCAAAUGUAUUUGGCUCAAAUCGAUAGAAUGAUCGCUAAAGGAGAGGAGGAGAAGCUAAGCGAGAACAAACAGUAUGGUGGUGCCAUCUACCGUAAGAUGUGUCUUCAGUUGUGUUCACACGACGUCCGAGCGGCCGUUCAAACACUCGUAGAUGCGAGACUGUUUAAGGAAGCUUACAUAUUGGCGAGGGUCAGGCAUAUGGACAGCAUCGCUGAGGACACGUUAAAGAAAUGGGCAACUGAUUGUUUACAAACUGGCAACAUUUGCAUGGCUGCAGUGUGUUAUUUAGCGUUAGGCGAUCCAUACCAAGCCGCUUUGGCCUUGUCUAAAUCGAACGAUCAAGAAUUACUCAGCAUAGCGUCGGAGCUAGCAAAGGAAUCUGGACAACCAACAUUCGCUAAUCAUAUAGAAGAUAAGAAAACACAAAUAUUAAGCGAAACUACAGAUAAUGAUGAACAACUAAAGGAACUGCCAACAAAAAUUGAACUACUGAUCGAUAGUGUUGGCAUUAGUGAAGUUACAUCGGAUGUGAUAUGA
Danaus chrysippus (African queen) is the source of this 3642-nucleotide messenger RNA. NCBI's taxonomy places the organism in Eukaryota, Metazoa, Arthropoda, Insecta, Lepidoptera, Nymphalidae. The record is from the annotation of a GenBank genome assembly.